This is a messenger RNA of Candidula unifasciata, 4400 nucleotides long. Lineage: Eukaryota; Metazoa; Mollusca; Gastropoda; Stylommatophora; Geomitridae. The record is from the annotation of a GenBank genome assembly.
GAUUCAGAUGUACUGCUUAAUAACUCUUGGCCUGAGUUUACACCGUGUUUCCAAAACAGCCUCCUGGUGUGGGUGCCAUGUGGCUUGGUGUGGAUUGUGCUGCCUCCUUAUCUUAUAUAUCUUUUCCAUUAUGCCAGUGGUUUGGUCAUUCCACUCAACAAACUCAGCUUAGCCAAAACGUUUUUCAGUCUCAUUUUGUGUUUGCUGUCUGUAAUUGAUGUCAUCAAGUCGGAAGCAGAUUCUAGAAGCAAGUCAGAUAAGAUUCCUGAUGUUGUUUAUGUGUCAGGAGCAUUGAAAGCAGCCACUUAUUUUUUAACAGCCAUCCUGAUACAGAUUGAAAGAAUGGAGGGUGUGAUCAGCUCAGGGGUGAUGUGGUUCUUCUGGUUACUGUCUGUUAUUGGUAAUAUCAUACCAUUCUACACAAAAAUAAUCCUCAAAGAUUAUGAGGAUCAUUUGUUUCCGUUUGUGGUGUUCUACAUCUAUUAUGCAUGUUUGAUCAUACAGUUAGUUCUGUCAAGUUUUGCCGAAAGUGUGCAGCGAAAUGGAUAUAGUUAUUUGGGAGAAAAACCAUCACCAGAAGUGUCAGCAUCUGUCCCCAACAGACUGGUUUAUUGGUGGAUGAAUGGGAUUGUGUAUCAAGGCUACCGCAAAGGGCUGACAGAGGAUGAUCUGUUCGACCUUCACCCAAGAGACAAAGGAGAGAGAGUGAUACCACAGUUUGAGCAAAUGUGGGAGGCAGAACUGACAAGAGCAAGAGCCAAAAAGAAUCGUAUUGUUGAGCUUGUAAAUCCUCAAGACCAACUAUUGACAUUUCAAACCAGAUUUCAUUUGUUUCAGGUGUUGGCCAAGACAUACGGAUUAGAAUUGCUGGAAGCCCAUCUGUGCAAGUUUCUUUAUGACCUACUGCAGUUUGUUAGUCCUCUUCUGUUGACUAUUCUUAUUGACUACACAAAAAACAUUCGAGAGAAUGAGGAACGUCAUCAAGAAUGGAAGGGAUAUGUGUAUGCUUCAGCAUUCUUUGUCGUUGCGGUUUUAGGAUCUAUAAUGUUUAAUCUAAACUUUCACAUUGGAAUGACCUUGGGUAUGCGGAUAAAAUCUGCUCUCAUUGCUGCAGUGUAUAAAAAGAGUCUGACCAUCAGCAACGAAGCCAAGAAAGAAUCUACUGUUGGAGAGAUAGUGAAUCUCAUGUCGGUGGACUGCCAGCGCCUACAGGAUGUGACUGGCUACCUGUGGGUCAUGUGGUCUGCUCCCCUGCAGAUUUUCUUGGCUCUGUUUAUGCUGUGGGGAGAGAUGGGUGUUGCCACUCUGGCAGGACUAGCUGUCAUGAUACUUCUGAUGCCAAUCAAUGCUCUCAUUGCCAUGAAACAAAGGCAGUACCAGAUUGCUGGGAUGAAGUACAAGGAUCAGAGAAUCAAACUAAUGAGUGAGGUUCUGAAUGGGAUUAAAGUUCUGAAACUGUAUGCCUGGGAGACUUCAUUUCAAGAAAAAGUUGAGGAAAUUCGGCACAAAGAACUGGUGAUACUGAAAAAGACAGCAUACCUAAGUGCCUGUGCCACCUUUAUCUGGACAUGUGCUCCUUAUAUAGUUACCUUGGCAACAUUUGCCACGUAUGUGUUAGUGUCAGAAAGUCAUUACUUGGAUGCUGGAAAAGCUUUUGUUGCCCUGUCAUUGUUCAACAUCUUGCGCUUCCCAAUUAACCUUUUACCAAUGAUGGUGUCACUUGUAGUGCAGGCAAGUGUUUCUUUGAAACGGAUCGGAAAAUUCUUAAAACAAAAAGAUUUGGACAAAACAAGUGUCAUUUAUGAUCCACAGCAUGAGUUUGCUGUUCAAAUUCAGGAUGGAACUUUUACCUGGGACAGGGCUAAUACAAUCCCAACUUUGAACAAUAUCAAUCUGGAAAUACCUGUAGGACAGCUUAUAGCUGUGGUUGGCCAGGUUGGUGUUGGAAAGUCAUCAUUGAUUUCAGCUAUGCUUGGUGAAAUGGAAAAAUUGCAAGGGACAGUCACUGUUAAAUCAAGCAUUGCAUACGUGCCCCAGCAAGCCUGGAUCCAGAAUGCAACUCUCAAAGACAACAUCCUAUUUGGCAAGGAUGAAAAGCCCAAUGUGUAUGAUCGUGUCCUUGAAGCAUGUGCAUUAAAACCAGAUCUAGAAAUUCUUCCAGGGGGAGAUUUGACAGAAAUAGGAGAAAAGGGUAUCAAUUUAAGUGGAGGACAGAAACAGCGUGUGUCGCUUGCCCGUGCUGUGUACAGUGAUGCUGACAUUUAUCUGUUGGAUGAUCCCCUCAGUGCCGUUGACUCCCAUGUGGGCAAACACAUAUUCAACAAAGUUGUGUCAAACAGUGGCAUGCUCAGAAGAAAGACAAGAAUUCUAGUAACUCAUGGAGUUCACUGGCUACCACAAGUUGACAAGAUUGUUGUUUUGAUAGAUGGACGUAUUUCUGAAAUAGGAUCAUAUGAUGAACUCUUGUCUCAUGAUGGAGACUUUGCUCAGUUCUUAAAGACAUACCUGACAAUGGAAGAGAGUGAUGAUGAAGAUGAAGAUCCAGAAAUUGUUGCAAUGAAGGCAAAGAUUUUAGAAAGGGUUGAUUCUGUAACAUCUGAUGCUGCUGCUACUUCAGGAGAUGAGAAGGCUCGUUCAAGUAGUCACCUAAAGAGGCGGAUUAGCAAGCCAGUGAUUGACAAGAAAGAGGAACCAAAGAUUGAAAUAAAGCCUCCAAGGCCUGGUGAUAGACUGACAGAGGAAGAAAAAUCUGAAACUGGAAAGGUGAAAACGGCUGUGUUCAUGGAAUACUUCAAAGCUAUUGGACUCUGUGCUACAUUUUCAUUCUUCAGUUUCUUUGCACUGUACCAAGCUGUUAGUGUGUACUCCAGCAUCUGGUUAUCUGACUGGACCUCAGACAGCCUUCUCAGAAACACCAGCCUCUCAAACACCAGUGCUUACAGUGACAGGAAUGACUUGUAUCUUGGUGUCUAUGGUGGACUGGGUGUUGCACAAGCUAUCCUGAUCUUCUUUUAUGCCAUCGUAGCCUUUAUCCAAAUGGUUCGAGCUUCACAGAAACUUCAUACAGCCAUGCUGGCAAAUGUUCUGCGGUCUCCAAUAAUGUUUUUUGACACAACUCCCUCCGGCCGCAUUGUGAACAGAUUUUCUCGAGAUGUGGAAACCAUUGAUAACACUCUGCCACAACAGCUGCGGAGCUGGAUGAGCACAUUCUUUGGGGCACUGAGUACUUUAGUCAUCAUCAGCUACAGCACACCUAUAUUUAUGACUGUGAUUCUCCCUCUGGGGGUAUUUUACUACCUCAUUCAGAGAUUCUAUAUCCCCACCUCUCGACAGCUGAAACGUAUUGAGUCCACAACACGGUCUCCCAUCUACACACAUUUCAGUGAAACAAUUACAGGGGCCACAUCUAUUAGGGCUUACAAAGCUACAGAUCAGUUUAUCUUACAAUCCCAAGAUAAAGUAGACAAGAAUCAGGUUUAUUACUUCUGUGGGAUAGCUUCUAAUAGAUGGCUGGCUGUCAGGCUAGAGUUUCUGGGCAGCUUUAUCGUUCUUGCUGCUGCCAUGUUUGCAGUCAUUGCUGAAGACACAAAUGAAAGCUUAGUUGGCCUAUCAGUGUCCUAUGCCCUCCAGGUCACUAGUGCCUUGAACUGGAUGGUCAGAAUGACCUCUGACCUGGAGACAAAUAUUGUGUCUGUUGAGAGGGUUAAGGAAUAUACAGAGACACCUACAGAGGCAGCCUGGGUAAACCCAUUCAAGCAUCCACCAAGCAAAUGGCCUCAGAAUGGUGUUAUAGCCUUCGUCAACUACACCACUCGUUACAGACCUGGUCUUGAUUUGGUCUUAAAGGGUAUAAGCUGCCAGAUUAAAGGAGGAGAGAAGGUAGGCAUUGUGGGCAGAACUGGUGCAGGAAAAUCCUCCAUGACAGUUGCAUUAUUCCGUCUGAUAGAAGCUUCCAGUGGCAGUAUCAUCAUUGAUGAUGUUGACAUCAGCGAGAUUGGGCUGCAUGAACUGAGGUCCAAGCUUACUAUCUUACCUCAGGAUCCUGUUCUGUUUUCUGGUACCUUGAGAAUGAACUUGGAUCCCUUCAAUAUCUAUACUGAUGACUUACUCUGGAGAGUGCUGGAGCAUGCAAACCUAAAAUCUUUUGUUGAGGAGGCUAAUGGAAGAUUGAACUAUGAAUGUGGUGAGGGAGGGCAGAACCUCAGUGUUGGCCAAAGGCAGCUGGUGUGUUUAGCCAGAUCCUUGCUACGCAAAACUAAAAUUUUGGUUCUUGAUGAAGCCACAGCAGCUGUUGACAUGGAGACCGAUGAUCUGAUUCAACAAACUAUUAGAACCGAGUUCAAGGAUUGCACAGUACUCACAAUUGCUCACAGAUUGAACACAAUCAUGGAUUAUGACAG